CAUUAUCGUCUUCCGCUGCCAUCCUCGAAACCUUCCCGCUCUCUACGACUAUUUUCACCGCAAUUCUAGAAUUUCUUUUGAACCAUCGAUGUCUUCUUCUUCAUUGAACGAUGCUGAAGCUCUUCGGAGCCGUAUCCUUUCGAGUAAGCUCUACUUCGAUGUGCCUCUGUCCAAGGUUCCACUUCUCUACUCGAACUCGUACGAUAUAGCGUUUCUCGGCAUUGAGAAAUUGCACCCGUUUGAUUCAUCAAAAUGGGGAAACAUUUGUCAAUUCCUCAUCUCUUUUGGUAUUUUGGAAAGAUGUAUUGUUGAGCCCCUUGAAGCUUCCGAGGAUGAUCUUCUAGUGGUACAUUCAGAAUCAUACUUGAAUAGCCUGAAGGAAAGUUCAAAUGUUGCUAGGAUAGUUGAGGUCCCUCCUGUGGCAUUACUUCCUAAUUGUCUUGUGCAAAAGAAAGUUCUUUUCCCUUUUCGAAAGCAGGUUGGAGGAACUAUAUUGGCAGCAAAGCUUGCCAAGGAGAGAGGAUGGGCCAUUAAUAUAGGAGGAGGUUUCCAUCACUGUUCUGCUGAAAGAGGAGGUGGCUUUUGUGCAUAUGCAGAUAUUUCUUUAUGCAUCCACUUUGCAUAUGUUCGAUUGAAUAUGUCAAGGGUCAUGAUCAUUGAUCUUGAUGCACAUCAAGGAAACGGUCAUGAAUUGGACUUCGCCAAUGAUAGCCGUGUCUAUAUCCUGGAUAUGUAUAACCCUGGAAUAUAUCCUUUUGACUAUGAGGCGAGGAAUUAUAUAGAUCAGAAAGUUGAAGUGAAGAGUGGGACGCUUACUGAAGAAUACCUGCGGAAAUUGGACGAAGCACUUCAGGUUGCGGGAAAUAGGUUUGACCCUGAGCUGAUUGUUUAUAAUGCUGGGACUGACAUCCUUGAUGGUGACCCAUUAGGCAGGUUGAAGAUCAGUCCUGAAGGGAUUGUGCAAAGAGAUGAGAAAGUCUUCCAAUUUGCUUGUGAAAAGAACAUUCCAAUUGUCAUGCUCACAUCAGGUGGUUACAUGAAAUCCAGUGCUAGAGUCAUUGCAGACUCAAUUGUUAAUCUGUCGAAGAAAUGUUUGAUACAGACAAGUAAAGGCCACACUUCUACAUGAAAUGCUCCUGCACUUUCAGGUUUCCCUGCACUGAAGAUGCGUCACAGUAGUAGCUCCAUGUCCUAAAAGUAUAUGGAUUAGAAUGUUGCUAUAUCAGAGUAAAAUACAUGUACGUAUAGUUUAUGAUAAAAGCUUAAUAUAAAUGUAGUGGAAAAUGAAUUUUGCCUUUGCAUGUAGGAUUUGCAACCUGCGAGUACACUUACGGUGAAGAUGUAUGUAUUAAUUAAUAAUGACAUAGAUGAGUCUGAAUUUAUAAUGUA
Messenger RNA from Neltuma alba, 1389 nucleotides. Its product is annotated as histone deacetylase 2-like. Gene Ontology annotation, molecular function: histone deacetylase activity. The record is from RefSeq and is a predicted model, not a curated record. Gene Ontology annotation, biological process: epigenetic regulation of gene expression. Gene Ontology annotation, cellular component: histone deacetylase complex. NCBI's taxonomy places the organism in Eukaryota, Viridiplantae, Streptophyta, Magnoliopsida, Fabales, Fabaceae.